AUGGGCCAAAUUCGGAAAGAAGAGCAGGCGCAGAGAGAGCGAGACCGAGAGAAGAUAUUCGAAAUUCUUCCGAGUAAAAAUAAGUCAGGCCUUGCGCGCUGCCGCGGCUGUCAACGCACCUGGGCUAAGAAUCACACCCGCUUCCACCAGCACAUUGAAAGUUGUCCUGCAGCGCUACAAUUGCUUCAAAGAACAAGGCAAAAGACCCUAAUGGAGCUACCAAAUGGGAUAAAAGUUGAUACAUUAGAAACGCGGAUUGACUGCGCUCUUGCUCGUGCAACUUUUACUGGAAACCGACCAUUUUCCAUGUGGUCGCAGCCUUUUAUGCGUGAAGCCUUACAACUCUUGAGAAAAGGCUAUAUCCCACCAGAUCGGCACCGAAUUGGAGGCAGUCUUUUGACUGAGCUUUAUACCGAAUCUUAUACAAAAACGAUAGGCAUUUGGCGCCAGAUUCAGCAUCUCAAUAUCACGGUUGAUGAGACCUCAAAUAUCAAUCAUCAACGUGUUAUGGUGAUUACAAUUACUACACCGCAAAGAUCCUGGCUCUAUUGCCUCAAAGAUAUGGAAAAUGAACGUCUGAAUGCGAAGAAUAUUACUGAGUGGCUUUUACACCAACUUGAAGCACUUUUAGCGACACUUUUUGAUGGAGAUAUUGAUUGGAAAUGUAUCAAUUCUUUAUCGACAGAUACGUGCUCUACAAUGAGGCUUGUUUGGGAAAUUUUACAGCGCAAAUCACCACUUCAACAUGCUUUUAUGAUUCCUUGUGAUUCUCAUGGCCUACAGCUAAUUUUUAAGGAUCUUUUAGAUAUGAAAGUCUCGCAAGCGAUGACCGUGAAGCAUAUCUUCAAAGAAGCCAACGAUAUCGUGACGUUUUUCCACCGAAGCCCAUUAAGAUACGCCGAUUUACAAGCGAUUGAGAAAGCUAGGAAUGGCAGAAAGAAGGCGCUUAUUGCCUCUGUUAUAACACGUUGGGGAUCUCAAUAUAACCUCAUUAACUCGGUUAAUGAGCUAAAGGAAUCGCUUAUUCAGUGGGCUCAAAGCGUUAGUGAGGAUAGCGAUAAAAGCAAGCUUGUUGAGAUUAUUGGAAUCAUUCAAGAUAUCACUUUUUGGAAUAUCCUCAAUGAUUUGUGUAGGGUUUUUAAACCUUUACAUAUCGCUCAAAAAGACUCCGAGGCUUUGAAUGCGACUAUCUUCAACGUCAUACCACGCUGGUUGAAGCUUGAGAAUGAGAUGAGGACUGCAGCUUUAUAUACACAACUUCAUGAGGAUAUAAAGGCAUAUUUUAACGAAGGAGGCUUUACAGCGCGUGCAAAUCUACAAAUAUUAUCUAUCCACUGGGUCGCAUAUUGGCUCGAUCCGAAGAGAAUUCGUCAACCGCUUGAGAGCUCGACAAAAGAGAAAAUUCGUGCAAUUUUAGAGCCUCAAGAAGUAUGGCAUGAUUUCUUACAUUUCCGGCAACAAGAUGGCGCCUUUUAUAAGGCACGGUGCUGGGAAGAAAGCGAGAUUACAAUAUUCUGGCUUGAAGCAGCUGAUAUCGCUCCAAAGCUCGCUUCCUUCGCAAAUCGUCUUAUUCAUACAGUUGCUAACUCAGUAACUGCCGAACGUGCCUUUUCCUUGAUGAAUUUACAGCACACCAAGAUACGGAAUCGACUCAGCGUUGAGCAGGUUGAAAAGCUUCUUUUUUUUACAAAUCAAUGA
This is a messenger RNA of Talaromyces marneffei, 1698 nucleotides long. RefSeq lists its product as uncharacterized. The record is from RefSeq and is a predicted model, not a curated record. The transcript is spliced from 3 exons. Bases 1 to 1698 code for a protein of 565 amino acids. Gene Ontology annotation, molecular function: protein dimerization activity. NCBI's taxonomy places the organism in Eukaryota, Fungi, Ascomycota, Eurotiomycetes, Eurotiales, Trichocomaceae.